Molecule: messenger RNA, 2352 nt
Organism: Cicer arietinum (chickpea)
Lineage: Eukaryota; Viridiplantae; Streptophyta; Magnoliopsida; Fabales; Fabaceae
Product: calcium-dependent lipid-binding protein-like
Cellular component (GO): endoplasmic reticulum
Molecular function (GO): lipid binding
Source: RefSeq, a predicted model, not a curated record
AGAAAAAAGUGAAAAGGCCCAAAAAUACGCAACGGUGAAGGGUGAUUGAUUCAUGGUGAACGAUUUCAACACUUUCCAUUCCAAACUUGUAGCGGAAGAGCCAAAGAACCUUCAUCAAUCCCUCAAAUCUACGUUACAUUACACACAACAAAAGAAGAUUACAGUUUCCAAGUUCAUAUAGUUAGAGAGAGAGAAAGAGAAUCCCAUUACAUUACAUUACAUUACUUAUAAAACAGGAAAAAUAAUUAAAACUUAUACUUUUUUGUUCAGUUCCACAUUUGCGAUCAUUUUACCAAUUAUCGUUCGUUUGACCUUUUCUGAUCUUUUUCUUAAACAUCAUUGUGUAGCGGUGUUUGGAAUCUGGGAAAAUGGGUUUGUUUUUUGGGAUUUUUAUUGGGAUAGUAUUUGGCAUUGCAUUGAUGGCUGGGUGGGAGAAAAUGAUGGCUUACCGAAGCGCCAGACGAAUUGCAAAGGCAAUUGACAUUAAACUUCUUGGAUCUCUCAACAGAGAAGACUUAAAGAAAAUUUGUGGUGAAAAUUUGCCUGAAUGGAUAUCUUUCCCUGUAUAUGAGCAGGUGAAAUGGCUAAACAAGCAGUUGUCCAAAUUGUGGCCAUUUGUGGCAGAUGCAGCAACUAUGGUGAUAAGAGAAUCUGUCGAACCACUAUUAGAAGAGUACAGACCUCCUGGAAUUACUUCAUUGAAGUUCAGUAAGCUGUCCCUCGGAAAUGUCGCACCAAAAAUUGAAGGUAUUCGUGUUCAGAGUCUUAACAAAGGUCAAAUCAUAAUGGACAUUGAUUUCCGUUGGGGUGGUGAUCCCAAUAUUGUUUUGGCUGUUGAAGCUGCACUUGUUGCAUCAAUUCCUAUUCAGUUGAAGGAUCUUCAGGUUUUCACCAUUAUCCGUGUUAUAUUCCAACUCACUGAUGAGAUCCCUUGCAUUUCUGCUGUUGUUGUUGCCCUACUUGCUGAGCCAAAGCCUAGAAUUGAUUACACUUUGAAGGCAGUUGGUGGAAGUUUGACAGCACUUCCUGGAAUUUCAGAUAUGAUUGAUGAUACUGUAAACUCAAUUGUUACUGAUAUGCUCCAAUGGCCUCAUAGGAUUGUUGUUCCUCUUGGUGGUAUUCCUGUGGAUACUAGUGAAUUAGAGCUUAAGCCCCAGGGAAAGCUUAAAGUGGUUGUAAUAAAAGCAAAUGAUCUAAAGAAUAUGGAAAUGAUUGGGAAGUCUGAUCCGUACGUAGUAAUUCAUAUUCGCCCACUGUUUAAAGUUAAAACGAAGGUUAUUGAUAACAACUUGAAUCCAAUUUGGAAUGAGGAAUUUGAAUUGAUUGCCGAAGACAAGGAGACACAGUCACUCAUUCUCGAGGUUUUUGAUAAAGACAUUGGGCAAGAUAAACGAUUGGGAAUAGCAAAAUUGCCACUUAUUGACAUGGAAGCAGAAACUGAAAAGGACAUGGAAGUAAGGCUUCUGUCAUCACUUGAUACACUGAAAGUGAAAGAUAAGAAGGAUCGAGGAACGCUGACAAUAAAGAUUUUCUAUCAUCAAUUUAACAAGGAAGAACAGCUGGCCGCACUAGAAGCAGAGAAAACGAUACUAGAACAAAGGAAGAAACUGAAAGAGGAAGGAGUUAUAGGAAGUACAAUGGACGCGCUAGACGGAGCCGCAUCAGUAGUUGGGUCUGGUGUUGGAAUGGUUGGUUCUGGUGUUGCUGCUGGUGCUGGACUUGUAGGAAGUGGAAUUGGUGCUGGAGCUGGACUUGUAGGAAGUGGAAUUGGUGCUGGAGCUAGUGUUGUGGGAAGUGGAAUUGGUGCAGGAGCUGGAAUUGUUGGCAGUGGGUUCGGCGCUGUUGGCAGUGGUCUUGGUGCCGUAGGCAGUGGACUGAGCAGGGCAGGAAAGUUCAUGGGAAGGACAAUCACAGGGCAAACUGUAACCAGAAGGAGUGGUUCGACUACCCCUGUCGCUAACUUCGAGGAGAGUGGUGGCGGUGCAAAGCCGCGCUAACUUUUUCUGGCCGGACACUUCAACAGAGUAAUGAAAUGACCUGAAUCUUAGUUUUGAGAUUUUACAGUAGAUAGGUUGGUUACUUUUGGUACUUGUUCUCUUGCAUCAUAAUACGAGGCUUUUUUCAAUGGAAAUAGAUUGAACACUGAUAGCAGGAAUUUCGAUUUAGUUUUAGUUUUAUCCAAUCUUUAUGUGUACAUUAUUGUUAACUUGGAUGUGUAAUAAAACUUAACAAAUUGUAAAAAAUUCCUCUUAUUAGAAGUGGAAAUGAUUCAAAACGAAUAGAUGUUAGAUCAAACUAUUGUAAACAAAUUCUUAACCGGAUCAGUAUAUUUGGAAGUUCUGUCAUCUACAA